This is a messenger RNA of Delphinapterus leucas (beluga whale), 2680 nucleotides long. Lineage: Eukaryota; Metazoa; Chordata; Mammalia; Artiodactyla; Monodontidae. The record is from RefSeq and is a predicted model, not a curated record.
GCCGCAACCAAGACCGCACGCAUGCAAAUAACUAUUUUAAAAAAUGAAAUUGCCAUGAUAGGCAUGCUGAUUUCAGUAUUGUCUCUGCACAUAGAGGUGCGUUCAGGGUGUGCUAGGAGCGCAGGGGAAGGGCUUCACGGGGAGACGAGGUCUAGCUGCAUCUCCAAGGGUGAGCAGGAGUUCGCCACCCACCAGAGAGCAGGAGGAAGGGUUUGUAGUGAAUAUCCUACUGCAGUCUCAAGUACGAGGCCCAACCACCGCAGUUUUCAACCCCAGAGCUCGCUGAUACCAUUGGUAUUGACAGUUGAGAGGGAUCAUAAGGGAUCCAUCGCAGCUCUACCCAAGGCCUCCCUCCCGCCCUCGCCACAGUCUGCUCUUGAUCGCAGCCAGCUACCUUUCUGGACUCCGCAUCUGUUCAGGUUGUGGGCUGCAGAAGCCAUUUCAGGGCUCCGCUCACUCCGAGGGUGUCAGCAGAAAUCCUUCCGUGGCUGCUGAGGCCCUGCCCCUCCAGUGCCGUCGUCACAGCUUGCUCCGCUCUCCGCGGCUCCAGGUGUUUGGCCCACCCUGGGCUCUCCCGGGACGUGCGGGGUGCCUUGGCAGAGCCUUCGCACCACUGGUCCCGCUUCCUGGUUCUGGCCCCUCCCCCUUCUCACAGGUUCCUCCUCCUGCUGCUGAGCUUUGUCGGUGGUCAGACCAAAUCCCCCAGCAGUGGACUCAGCCUUUGGGGAGGCUGGUCCUAAGGACAGCGUGCGCCUGACACGGUGCUUUAGAACAGCCCAUGCUGGAGACUGGUGCAUAGUCUCGCGCUAACGCAGGUGAACACUGCCGGUGGUCCUCUGGCCUUGGAAGUUACCACUUUAACUGAGCGGCAGGUGAAGUAGCUCUCUGUGUUACAGGAUCAUGUUGGAUGAAAAUGUAAUUCCCUUGAUAGCUGGAAUCACGCAGCUCCGUGAGAUGCUCACACCUGGGGUCUGGUCUGACCUAGGGAGCCGCAGGGGCAGAAUCCCUGCACUGUUUAAGCUGUUCUUUGGGUUUUGGUUGGGUGUUGUACUGUAUAGCACGUACCUCUCAUCUGUAAGACUUGCAUCAGUUGUAACGCAAGAGGGUUUGUGCCCGGGUUGUCAGCUCCCCCAACUACUAGCCCCACCUGCCAGGGCCUGAGUGUGGCCUGCAUCCUGAGUGCCUGGCCCGGGGAGGCACGCACUGAGGACUCCUGCAGAACUGCUUUCCCACCUGCUCCACGUGCUUCUGGGAGGCGCCGCAGGGUUCUGCAGAUGUGUGAUUGCAAUUGCAUUUAAAACAUGUUCAAACUGUGGAAACUCUAAUAGAACUCAGAUGUGCUUUAUCUAUGUGUCAGUGGAUUGAAUACUAGUAGUUCUGUCAGAUUAACUUGUUUUUGUGCAGGUCUCGAAAUAAAGCAAGCAAGUGGAAGACUGCCAUUGCUACCCCUUCUUUUCAUUAGAAACUCCCUGCACUCCUAUAAUGAGCCUGGCACAGUGGUGAACCGCUUUCCCUGUUGUCCAUGUCCAAGUGGAUCUCCCCGACAGCCCUAGAGAUGACGUUUGAGCUGAACAAUUAAGGGUUCCGAAAUCAGAGAUUUUGAGAUUAAAAAUGGCAGGAAAAUCAUCGCUUUUUAAAGUAAUUCUCCUUGGAGAUGGUGGAGUUGGGAAGAGUUCUCUAAUGAACAGAUAUGUGACUAAUAAGUUUGAUGCCCAACUCUUCCAUACAAUAGGUGUGGAAUUUUUAAAUAAAGAUUUGGAGGUGGAUGGACAUUUUGUUACCAUGCAGAUUUGGGACACCGCCGGUCAAGAGCGGUUCAGAAGCCUGAGGACGCCAUUUUACAGAGGUUCUGACUGUUGCCUGCUUACUUUUAGCGUCGAUGAUUCUCAAAGCUUCCAGAAUUUGAGUAACUGGAAGAAAGAAUUCAUAUAUUAUGCGGAUGUGAAAGAGCCCGAAAGCUUUCCUUUUGUGAUUUUGGGUAACAAGGUUGACAUCAGCGAGCGGCAGGUGUCUGCAGAAGAAGCUCAAGCCUGGUGCAGGGACAACGGCGACUAUCCUUACUUUGAGACAAGUGCAAAAGAUGCCACGAAUGUUGCAGCGGCCUUUGAGGAAGCAGUUCGAAGAGUGCUUGCUACCGAGGAUAGGUCAGAUCACUUGAUGCAGACAGACACGGUCAGUCUGCACCGAAAGCCCAAGCCCAGCUCAUCUUGCUGUUGAAGUUCGAGAGGUUGCCCUUGCGAUCUAACCAGGUCACACACAUGCACAGAUAAGCACAGGGUGGAGACGAGAAUUCGUGUUUGCAGCAAUGGAUCAUGUACUCAUAAAAUUAAACUAACCAUAUUGCUGCCUUGUUAGUGGGUGGGAGAAGGGACACAUCCACUCACAGGAGAAUCUCUUUACGCAGUAACGGCACCUUACCUUUAUAAGUUGUAACGGUUGUCUAAUAAUGUUUAAUUUAAAUAUGUAUGUCACAGAGCUAAUAAAUGAGAUGACCAAGACUUUAUAAUUAAAACAAAACACUUGAGUAUUCUAGAAGUUACUGUUUUUUCCCCGGAAAAAUGGAGAACUACUUUUUCUAUGUGUAUAUUUUUAUGUAAUUAGCACUCUGUUCCUGGUUCAGGGAAAACAUGUCCUAAAGCAAUAAUGUUAGAUAUUAAAGAUUAAAAUCCAGUGCAUUUGC